Messenger RNA from Catharus ustulatus (Swainson's thrush), 4786 nucleotides. RefSeq names its product vascular cell adhesion molecule 1 (gene VCAM1). The coding region runs from base 2369 to 3994 and encodes 541 amino acids. Gene Ontology annotation, biological process: cell-cell adhesion. Gene Ontology annotation, cellular component: membrane. Lineage: Eukaryota; Metazoa; Chordata; Aves; Passeriformes; Turdidae. Gene Ontology annotation, molecular function: integrin binding. The transcript has 10 exons. The record is from RefSeq and is a predicted model, not a curated record.
GCCAAAGUUAUUAAAACACAAAACAAAUAAACAAAAACAUCUGGAAGCUUUGGAAUUCUGCACAAGUAGGCAGUUUAAGCUUAAGAAUUGCUUAGGACAAUGUCAAAGUUGUUAAAACACACAAAAAAAAAAUAAAAUCAUCUGGGAGCUUUGGAAGUCUGGGGAGGUCUUAAUUUAUGAUUACUUUAAAGUCUCAACAUUUGAAAGUAAAUAGAACCCCAUUAGAGAAACAUCUGUAGUGAAGCCAGCCUCUAGGCUUUUUCAUUUUUAUCUUUUGCUUAUGCAGUGAAGGGGUCUGCAUUGCAGUAUUCCAUAUUUGAACCAAGGUCUUUUGCUAAAGAAAGACUCCUGUUUUUUAGAGGAGUUCAAUAGUUGUUGUCUUAGAGGUGAGGUAUUGCUGUAAAAUGUACACGAAGGUGCAUCUGUCAUGAAAGAAAUGCAAAAAAUAACUGAUUUAGUAGGAUUUUAUCAUGGCAGAAGGUAACAAAAAAUACCAUAUUGUUCCUUCAGAAUUCAGUAUAUCAUUAAUGUGACAGGAAGAGGUAUAGAUGAGCAUGUAAAUAAUUUGGAAAUGCUAGGAAAGCUUCAAGGUUAGUAGUUGCUAGGAAGACACUUGCAGAACUUCUGCAAAUCCUGAAAAAAAUAGGAUGAGCAAGAUGACUUUAAAAGCUUAAUAUAGCUACAGAAUUUUAAUGAUCACACAUUUGCAAGAGAGCAUAUAAAGGUCAUUGAAGCAAAUUCAUAGAACAGCAGGCCUACAAGGACAGUGUUAAGGAACAAGCAGGAAAACAAACAGAGCAAAGAAGUCGGAACAAAGAGGAGAAAAUGGGAUCGGAAGGAAUGGGAGACCAAGACAUCUCCUUGGAAGUGAAAAUGAGAUAACGGACAUAGUCAACACUGUCAAGAAAACAGGAAGUUUAUGGAAGAAGCUUCAGGAGAGGCUGGAAGAGAAGGAAUCAUCUGUGGACAGAAGGCACAGUGGAGGAAGUUCAAAAGUUUGUAGAAGUUGUGUGAAGAGAUCCAAGUCACCAUGCUACUGAUAUCCUGGGUACUGAAAGGUGCAACAGAGGUAAGUUUAAUCUCGAGCUCAUGAGCCUAUGACAACUUAACUGGUUGAUCCUUGAUCCACAAAAGGAUCUGCUUUUAAAACAUUGCUUUGAAACAACACUGCUCUUAAAACAUUUCUGUCUUCUUUAUCUGUUGGCAACUGUGGGUUGCACAGAAUUGUUUCCCAUUAGGAUGUCCCAGCUUCCAAGUGAAAACCCUGACAGUAGGUUCAUGGUCAUCUCCCUUAGCAGUGGUUUCAUUCAGCUGCAAGUGAACCACGUAGGUUUGCCUGGAGCUGAGCUGAGCUGUUGAAUGAGAGCUGCCAAUAUCGUUCCUCAUGGUGUGGAGCUAACUAUAGUAAGAAAUUAACUCAAGGCAAAAUUUAUCCAACCAAGAGGAUCAUUAAACAAUCUGUUACUUAUGAUUUGAUAUUCACAAACAAUUACUGGGAAAUUUCAGGAGAGUUCCUUGGCUGAGAAGUAUCGAAAUGUUGGAAGUCAGGUAUUUCUCAUACUAAUUCAGCACAGACUUUUAUCCUGCCUGAGAGCAAUUUCAAACAUGUGACACAUUUCUCAAGUUAACUCUCUUAUCACUAGACAGUAACAUGGUCUGUGAUAAAAGGUGACAGAACCAUGAAAGUCAUUCUUGCUCAGUUGUCUAUAUCAGACUACAAGGGCAGGGGCUUUGAUGCCUAGCCAAGUAAUUGUCUGGGAAGGGGAAAUAAAUUCCAGUAACUCACAUCUUUCUUACCUUUGCCUGUUGAGAAAAAUUCAGCUACUUAUGGUUUUUAUCACUUAGCCACUCCUACUUUGGCAUAUUCCUUUUGUAGAAGUGUUAACAAACAAAGCAGUUAAGAUGAUACCUAACUGUGUAGGGGGGAAAAAAAGGAAAGAGAUAAAAAGUCCAAGUAACAAACCAGCAUGUUUUUUAUUUAAGAUAGAGCACAUUCAAGAGACAAAAGCAAGGUGCCAGAUCCUUAACAGAGUUGCAGCUGGUUUUGAGCAUCAGCUGAUUUAUCAGUAUGUGUACAGACACACAAACAUACGUAUUUUGCUGCUGCAAAAUGCUUUAAUGCUUUCUCAUGAACACUUGUCAUUUUGACUUGAUGGAAAUAAAAAUUGGUUCAUUCCCAGUUGUUUUUAUUUAGAAGGUCAGUGUCUUCAGGACUUCCCGUCCACUUCCAGAGAGGGAAAGGUGACAAAAUCUAGUGCAUAGAGACAUCCAUGAACCUCAUGACUGAAGAGCAGGAAGGAUGUGGGAAACAGGGAAGUGGCUGAUAUACAAGUGUAUUGGAGAGCUGCUGCAGUAACAACAAUUCCAAAUGUUAAAGGAGAUGGGAAGGACAAGCCUGGCUGUGCUAGUAAUUUUGUGUGUGUUAAGGACUGUUAAACCUUUUGAAAUGGAAAUUAUACCUGCUGAGAAAAUUGUGGCACAGAUUGGAGACACACUCAUACUCACAUGCAAUACCACUGGCUGCCCAUCACCAGUUUUUUCCUGGAGAACACAGAUGGACAGCCCCCUUGGAGGAAAAGUCAGCAGCUACAGGACACAUUCUAUACUGACUAUGAAUCCAGUUAGCAUUGUGAAUUCUCACUCUUAUCUAUGCACUGUCAUCUGUGAUGGCAGAGAGAAAAAGGAGAAGAGUGUCAAAGUUCAAAUUUACUCUUUCACCAGUAAUCCUGUCAUUGAGAUCAGCCCAUCCUUAGUUGCUGGAGAACCAGCCACUAUUGUCUGUAAAAUUCCUGAUGUGUAUCCUUCUUCCUACCUGGAAGUUGUCCUAAAGGAAGGUGAACACAUUCUUCAUGCCCAGAGUUUUCCUGAAGAUGACAACACAAAUACAGAGACCAAAAUUGUGACAUAUCCAUUUCUCCCCACGGCUGAACAUACUGGGAAAGUGAUUACCUGUGUGGCCAAGUUACCAAUUGCUGAUAUGACUUUUGAACCCGAAGAAAAAACAUCUUCUCAGAAACUUAAUGUAAAUUUUGGUCCACAAAACACUGUCAUUACUGCAUCUCCAGGCAGCUCGACAAUGGAAGGAGAUUCUCUGAACCUCACUUGUGUGACUCAGAGUAACCCUCCAGCAAAAAUAGUUUGGAGUAAAUAUUUGGCUGAAGAAAGCAUUCAGCAUCUGAUAAAAAACAAUGUUCUUGCCAUUCCCCAUGUCCAUUUCAAUGAUUCAGGACGGUACAUCUGUGAAGUAAUAAAUCUGGUAACUAAUAAAACAGAGAAAGAAACCGUGGACAUUAUUAUACAAGGUGCUCCAGUCAUUACAAAACUCUCCAUUGAACCUUCUACAACAGUUCAAGAAGGAGAAAAUGUUUCCAUACAAUGUUCUGCUGAAAGUAACCCUCCUCCCAAGAUUGUUUUAAGGAGAAAAUAUGACAAGGCAGACAUGAGGCCUUACAGUGCCAGGAGUAUUCUUUUUCCAUCUGUGAUGUUCCAAAAUGGAGGAGACUAUGAAUGUCUAGCAGAAAAUAACUUUGGGAAGAGCAAAAGUGAAAUCACACUUGAUGUGAAAUAUGGACCAAGGAAUACAAUGAUCACUGUUAUCCCCACUGCUGCUCUUAAAGAAGGAGAAACUGUGACAAUGAAAUGUACUAGUUCUGGUAACCCAGCUCCCGUGAUCUCCUGGAAGAAAAAGAAGGCCAAUGGAGAGUCUGAGAAAAUUUCUAAAAAUGCAACUUUAACUAUAUGGAACUUGAAAAGUCAAGAUCUGGGGCUUUAUGAAUGUGAAGCUUAUAAUCAAUUUGGCAAGGAAGAAAAAGCGGUGAAAUUAUUUGUUCAAGCAAGAUUGGAAGAACCAGACCAGACGAUACCACUGAUUAUUGCAUUCUCAGCUGUAGCAGCAGUAGCAGUACCUGCAGUUGCAAUUUUGAUUUACGUGUCAAGACAAGCAAAAAUCAAUGGAUCCUACAGUCUUGUAAAAGCACUCAGGUUGAAAGUUUGAUCAUGUGAAUAUAAGUCUUUAGUUGAUAAUAAGCACAUUUAUUUAUUACUGUGACUGGUUCUACUCUCCUGUAACAUAUGGUAACAAACAUGUGACUUAAGAACAGCACCAUGUGAUAAGCAAAUGGGCUUAUUUUCAUGUUUUUAUAAGUACUUUGGUAUUUAAAUUAAAGGAAGAGUUAGAAAUUGAUAAAUCACUUCUGUGUUGAAGCAUUCUGAACAAAGAGUUCUGUGGAGAACUAGAUUUGUACAUAGUGUAUAAUUUGUGUUAUAAAUAUGUUCAACUAAAUAUCAGUUUGUAAAACUGAAGUUUUAUUGCAGCUGUACAGAGAAAUUUUGUUAAUUCAAAGAUAAAAAUCAAUAUUGCUUGAGGUGAUCAGGUGAUUUUUAUUUUGUGUUACUCUGCAGUAUGAAUGUUUUUUAUAGACUUUGUCUGUGGUAAUGUUUGGAAAAUGUUCUCUUUUCACUGAAAUUGCCAUAAACUCUACUUUCAAUGAAGUUACACAAUCACUGGGCUAUGCAUUUCUAACAAAUUUAAACUAAUUUAAGCCUUUGAGGCUCAUUUGUGAAACAUUUUGAAUAUUAUUAAAAAAUAUCUGGGGUUAUAACCUUGUAAGUUCUAGGACUGCUAAGGUAUUCUUGCUGGCUUCAAUUAUUCUCAGAUCAAUGUCAGAAUUCUAUUAUUUUGUGAUGAGCCAAAUCAGACCCUCCUUGUAAAAUUCUAGCGGAUUGUAAAUAUGCUUUACAGAUUUCCACUGCAAAAUAAAACUACCCAUAGAUUUCUUUGACUAAA